AUGUCGUUAGCGCUAUUGAAGGCAACUAGGUCGAAAGGGAGCUCCUCAUUCAAACAAUCCUCUUACGCCGCAUGGAGAAGACAUUUUGCAACUCCAGCUGCAUCUGUACAAGUUCCGUUAAGUCCUUUGGAGCCGUACAACCCAUUGGAUUAUGGAUCGCGACUACAAGCCCUUCAUGACCUGCGAAAGUCCAAUAAACGACCCCUGACUCUCUCCGAAAAGAUCCUAUACAGCCACCUAGUCCCCGGCAACGAUGGGUGGUCGCUCGACGAAAUACAUCGAGGCAAGACAAUAUUGCGCCUGCGACCCGACCGAGUAGCAUGUCACGAUGCCACAGCAACAAUGGCCUUGCUUCAGUUCAUUAGCGCUGGUCUUCCACGCGUCAAAGUUCCGACAUCCGUACACAGUGACCACCUGAUCGUUGCCGAGAAAGGUGACAAGGAGGAUCUCGCCCGUGCCGCUAGCGACCACGAAGAGGUGUACGCCUUUCUCGGCAGUGCGACGAGGAAAUACGGAAUCGGGUACUGGAAGCCAGGAGCGGGGAUCAUACACACAACCAUCUUCGAGAACUACGCAUUUCCAGGCGGCCUGAUGAUUGGCACGGACUCGCACACACCGAAUGCCGGAGGAAUGGGCAUGCUAGGCAUCGGUGUCGGUGGAGCUGAUGCUGUCGAUGCAAUGUCUGGUAUGCCGUGGGAGCUCGUCUGUCCAAAGGUCUGCGGCGUGCGCCUGACCGGCAAACUCCAGGGAUGGAGCUCGUCAAAGGACAUAAUCUGCAAGCUUGCAGGUAUCCUCACUGUUUCUGGAGGUAAAGGCAAGGUCAUUGAGUUCUUUGGUCCAGGCACCGAAACGCUGGGAGCUACGGCAAUGGCAACCGUCUGCAACAUGUCUGCCGAAAUUGGGUCAACGACUUGCGUGUUCCCUUACUCUGAAGCCAUGUCACGAUACCUAUCAGCCACGAAUCGGAAGAAUAUCGCCAACUAUGCCGAUAUUUUCAAACAGCCACUUCUUGUUGGAGACGAGGGCUGCGACCGCUAUUACGACGAAAUAAUCGAGAUAGACCUGUCUUCCCUUGAGCCUCACAUUAAUGGCCCCUUCACCCCAGAUCUAGCACACCCACUAUCUCAAUUCAAACGACACGUCAGCGAGAGCUCAUGGCCGUCAGACAUCUCUUGCAGUCUUGUCGGGAGUUGCACCAAUAGCUCGUACGAAGAUCUAGAAAAGGUUCGCCAUCUCGUCGUUCAAGCCAAGGAAGCUGGGCUAGAGAAGACAAAGACUCGGUUCCUGGUCAGCCCAGGAAGUGAGCAAAUCCGUGCUACGGCAGAGGAGGAAGGGAUUCUCGAUACGCUCAGACAAGCUGGAGCAGUUGUUUUGAGUAAUUCCUGUGGCCCAUGUGUCGGACAAUGGGAUCGGGAAGACGUCGAUGUGAAGAACGCCGAGAGGAACUCGGUCAUUUCCAGCUUCAACCGCAACUUCACAGGUCGCCAUGACAGCAAUCCGGCCACUCAUUCUUUUGUCACAUCACCUGAGCUUGCCGCAGCAUUUGCCUUCGCUGGCAAUCUCACGUUCAACCCCAUGACUGAUGACAUCCCCAUACCUGGUCCUCAUGGUGCUCCCAAGAAGUUCCGUUUCACGCCCCCUCAAGCUGCCGAGCUCCCGAUGGCCUUCUCUCCAGGCGCCGACCGUUUUCAACCUCCUGUACUAUCGGACACAACAGACUUUAAAGUCAACAUCCUCCCUUCCAGCAAUAGACUCCAACUCCUUACACCAUUUGACGGAUGGCAAGCCGGCAAAGCGCGUGACAUGAACAUCCUGAUCAAGGUGCGUGGAAAAUGUACGACAGAUCAUAUCUCGCCCGCUGGUCCUUGGUAUAAGUACCGGGGCCAUCUGGAGAAUAUCAGCAACAACAUGCUCCUCGGAGCCACCAACGACUUCUUAGGCGACCCCAGCUCAUUGAACAUGGUUGGCAAAGCCAUGGAUCCGGUCGAUGGCCAAAUCAAACCCGUGCCUCAAGCUGCGAGAAGCAUGAAGAGCGCUGGCAUCAGGUGGUGCAUCAUCGGAGAUGAUAAUUACGGCGAAGGAAGCUCGCGAGAACAUGCUGCACUGGAGCCGCGAUAUCUGGGUGGUGUUGCCGUCAUUGCCAAGAGCUUUGCCAGAAUUCACGAGACGAACUUGAAGAAGCAGGGCAUGUUACCGCUCACGUUCAGUGAUCCCGCAGACUACGGCAAAAUACAGAAAGGGGACCAAAUCACGCUUGCAGACGUCGAAGAUGCUGAUUUGCGGCCCGAUAAACAGGUAACCAUGGAGGUCGUCACCCUACAAGGUUCCAGGUGGACGACCAAGUUGAAUCACAGUUUCGAAAUCAACCAGAUUGAAUGGUUGCGGGCGGGGAGUGCGCUUAACCACAUCAAGCGCGUUGCACUUCGUGGCGAAGCAUGA
Colletotrichum costaricense is the source of this 2439-nucleotide messenger RNA. RefSeq names its product aconitate hydratase 1. Gene Ontology annotation, biological process: tricarboxylic acid cycle. The transcript has 2 exons. The record is from RefSeq and is a predicted model, not a curated record. Gene Ontology annotation, cellular component: cytosol; mitochondrion. Gene Ontology annotation, molecular function: 4 iron, 4 sulfur cluster binding; aconitate hydratase activity. Lineage: Eukaryota; Fungi; Ascomycota; Sordariomycetes; Glomerellales; Glomerellaceae. The coding region runs from base 1 to 2439 and encodes 812 amino acids.